AGAAUCAAAUCGUUACAAUUCGAUGCCCUUUCGAGUCAAACGGACACAUCACUGUAAGUCUUCUCUACUUCAAGACCCUGGGCCUAUCUGGUUCUGCCAUCGAAAGACGUAAUGCCAACACACGCUUAUCAGCUUAAGAGACUGCCGAGACAGGAGCGACAACAGGUGCACACUGAGCAUCCUCGAGACUGAACCUUGGAAAGUUUAAAUGCCGAUUUGAGGAGCCCCUUAUUCAGCCGUGACGAAGCACUCAGACUCAGGAUGCCGGUCCUGACCAACAGCGACGUCGCCGAUAAGUUACAAGGGAAAUGGCUGUCGGUUUUCCCGGAUAAUCAACUCUCUGGUACCGACUCUGUCACUCCAGACGACAGCCUGACAAGUCUCCACUGGCUUCAGAAUUUCUCCAUCCUGAGCGCGGAUCCUGAGCGAGCGCAAGGAGCCGCUCACGGCUGCGCGUCCUCACAGCAGCAGCAGCAGCAGCAGCUCUUCCUCCGGCGCCUGGGCUUCCCUACAGGGGGUAGCGAGUCUCCUUCCAGUCCGCCGGCGGGGGAUACCGCGGCCACGGGGAUGCCUCUGUACCUCGGCAGCCCAGUCACCUCCGGCAGUGACCCCACAGCGCCUCGGUUCUCCAAUUGCGCACACAUGGGGAGCGGUUACGCACAGAUCCAGCCCAGCCCGCCGGUGGAGGUCGACUACAAAACCAACCCCAAGGUCAAGCCGCCGUAUUCUUACGCGUCGCUCAUCUGCAUGGCGAUGCAAGCGAGCAAGCAGCCAAAAGUGACUCUGUCCACCAUCUACAACUGGAUCACGGAGAAUUUCUGCUACUACAGACACGCAGAGCCCAGCUGGCAGAACUCCAUCCGCCACAACCUGUCGCUCAACAAGUGUUUCAGGAAGGUGCCCAGACAGAAAGACGAGCCGGGCAAAGGAGGUUUCUGGCAGAUUGAUCCUCAGUAUGCAGACAUGUUUGUCAAUGGCAUCUUCAAACGCAGAAGGAUGUCUGCCAACAGCUACAACAACGGUGGUGGUGGUGCUCAGAGGCCGAGCAAACUGGGUUACCACCAUAACAUCUGCCCUUAUCAAAGCGGUAACAGCAUUGGGAACAAAAGGAAACACAUGUCGGCGAAAAGCAAGCCUCCAAGGGCGACAGAGUCGCCUCUUUUGGCGACGGAUGCCCAAAAGGCCGACUUCCUUCGGGGGGACUUUGACCUGGAAUCCGUGUUUGACGAUGUUCUCAGUGGGAACUGUAGCACCUUCGAGGACUUGGAUAUCAAUACGGCGCUGAGUUCUUUGGGUUGUGAGAUGGAAGCCUCCAUGCAGGUGCGGCAGCAGCACACAUCAGGACUUGGACGUUGGUAUGGAGGAGUGGAUCAGAGCCAGCACGUGAACCAUCAGCAGCCCUACGGCUACAUGGACAUGGCCUCCACCGCUUCCAUGGAGUGUCUGCUCGGAGAGCUUCAGCAGCAGCCACAGACGGACGAGGACCUGCUGCAGUCGCAUCACAUGCAGCCAGACGAAUCUUCAGCCACCUUGUUCCAGGACCAGCCGGUUGAGGUUGUCCUGCAGCCCUGGGAGGAGACAAAAGAGGAAGUGCACUCCAUUCCUCUGACACUGGAUCAAGGCUUUGGCUUGUGUGAAAGCUUCUUCAUGGACAUGCAGCCCUGGGAGCGAGUAGAAACCUAUUUGUGAUCUCAUCUGAACUCAUGAAGACUUUCUCUUUUCUCCUGAAUCACAAACAUGAAUCUCAAAAUGUCUUCAAAUUCAUCUCUUUUGAUUCACAUGACAAAGUGGAGCGAAUCAGCACCUGUCUGACCUGACAGUGGACUUUUGGGGGUUGCCUUUAAGAAAGAAAGAACUAUGAAGAGUUACAGAUACAAAUUCAUCUUUACGCAGUUUUCAAUAAUGAAUUAUCAACACUGUUUUGCUACAGUUUCUGUACAUUUAUCCCUCACCUGGUGGGACAGCUCCAGUGUUGCCAUGAAACAUGACUUUUCUGCAACUUUUGCAAUGAUAGAGAUCUGAGAAAAAGUGGGGCUGCAAUUCCAGUCAUACAUCUGCGUAUCACUUUUUUGUACAAAGAGAAUUUCAUUAAUAUAUAUUCUAUAGCAUGAGCUAAACAAACUGUUCAUCAAUUGGAUGGCAACAACACAAGCAAGCUUGAGGUGCAUCCUCUUUGUGAUGGUCAUGAAUUUAAACAUUAUGCACUUUUGGAGGAGAAACCAUUUCAGGAGAGGUAAAAAUAAUUUUUUUUCCAAUGACAUUUUUGUAACGUCAAAGGGCCAUAAGUGCAAAUCUUGGUGUUCUCGUGUAUUUUUACUACAGUAACAUUUGUUUUGCGUAAAUACACAGCUAUAUUUACCACUAAUAAUACAGUAAUUAUUUUGCAGACAUUUAAUUAGUUAUGCAGGCCGCUGAUGAUGACGACGCAGGGUGGUGGACUUUUCCUUCUGUCACUUUUAUUCCUUUACGUCUGUAUAGUUUGCUUUUCAAUGAUGACUAUUAUAAUCUUUAUAAACAACUUGAUUGUGAAAUUACUGGAUCAACGCCACAUUGUCUUUUCAUGUUAUGUUUGUUUGUAUAUUGUUUUUAUAAAAAGAAAAAGAACGCCUCAAUGCAAUACAUGGUGUCAAUUAAAGAU
Messenger RNA from Synchiropus splendidus (mandarinfish), 2638 nucleotides. RefSeq names its product forkhead box J1b (gene foxj1b). The coding region runs from base 262 to 1689 and encodes 475 amino acids. Gene Ontology annotation, biological process: regulation of DNA-templated transcription. Gene Ontology annotation, molecular function: sequence-specific DNA binding; DNA-binding transcription factor activity. The record is from RefSeq and is a predicted model, not a curated record. Lineage: Eukaryota; Metazoa; Chordata; Actinopteri; Syngnathiformes; Callionymidae. The transcript has 5 exons.